This is a messenger RNA of Hibiscus syriacus, 327 nucleotides long. RefSeq lists its product as uncharacterized. NCBI's taxonomy places the organism in Eukaryota, Viridiplantae, Streptophyta, Magnoliopsida, Malvales, Malvaceae. Gene Ontology annotation, cellular component: cytoplasm; nucleus. Bases 1 to 327 code for a protein of 108 amino acids. The transcript has a single exon. The record is from RefSeq and is a predicted model, not a curated record.
AUGUUAAACAUACCGUCACCGAGUGAAUCCUCCGCCUUCACCAGCUCCGAUCGGCCUCAAAAAAGACGACUUCAGCGGAAUGCCCCGCCGUCCAUCAAAAUUAAUCCGGUUUCGUCGUGGAACGUUGCAAUCCCUCUGUUAUCACCACUCGCUUCUUCGGCUCCCUCCUCGAUCAGCUGCGUGACAUCUGAGGAAAGGGAAGAGCCACCGCGUCAAGAGAAGCAGGUGACGGAACCUGAGAAGUUUGUGUUUAAGAUGUGGCAGCAUCCGGCGUCGCCGUUUUAUUCUGAGUCGUCCCCUAAAUUGUCUUCUUUUGUGCCGGUUUAG